GUGUCCCGGUUCCCGGGCUCUGUUUCCCGGUUCCGUGUCCCGGUUCCCGGGCGCUGUUCGGUGGCUCCCGCGGGGGCGCUCGGGACGCGGCGAUGCCGGAGCGGGGCGGCGGCGGCUCCGAGCGCGCCGCGCUGGCCCUGGCCCGGCUCUCCGAGUGGGCGGACGCGCACCUGGGGCUGCUGCGGGGCCUGAUCGCCGGCGCGGCCGUGGCCGGGGUGCUGCUGCUGGCGCGGAGCCUCCGCGUGACAACAAAGUUCACAAGUCCUUUGGAUAUACCUGUGGAGUUCAUAGAAAAGAAUGUGAAAUUGAGAGGGAAAUUACAUCACAUCACAGAGAAGGGCCUGGAAGUUGAGCAUGUUCCCAUCAGCAUUCCUUUCAUCUCAACCAUCCAGAGAAAAUGGCAGUCGGAGAGGCUCCUGCUGAUCCGCCUGGCCGGGGUGGAGCUGGCUCCAGGUGGCACAGCCUGGCUGCAGCAGGAGCUGCUCCCCAAACAGCCUCUGUGGUUCCAGCUGCUGGGGAGGGACAGCUCGGCCCUGGAGUGCCUCGUUCUAGUCCAUAAGGGUGGAUUUCGCAGCAUGUGCUUGAAUGAAGAGCUCUUGAGGCAAGGGCUGGCCAGAGCAGCCCGGAUUGAGGGGCUGCCUCACCACUCCCGCCUCUACUGGAAACUGCACAAACGGCUCCUCCGGGCUGAGUUAAAGGCUGUGAAGAAAAAUAAAGGCAUAUGGAAAGACCAAAACUACUCUGAAAGAGUCCAGGAGCGCAUCAGCAGCAAUAAAUUCCUGCAGAGGCUGAAACAGUUUGUGAGCUGGGUUAGAAGCUCUACUGAGAGGUGAAAAGGUGGGGAAUGCAGUUCCCCAGCUUGUGGGAUUUGUGUAUGUUAUGUAUGUAUGAUAUGUUGGUGUUCACAAACAGUGCUGUGAUGUUGAGGGUCCCUGUCUCAAACACAAACCCCACAGUUAAUGGGUUACACAGAAUAUAAACCCCCAGUUCCUGGUUAUUUAGAACGUAUCCCAUAUCACAACCCACAUGGGAUGGAAGUUCAGUAGCAGCAUGCAGGCCACAAUGAAAAUGUUCUGAUGCCAAACCUCCACAGUGAUGUCCUGAAUUAGUUGUCCACUUUCCCACCUGCUCAACUCCUCCAAGCUGUGCUGCCCAGUGGAGGUUUGAGGGGCAGAGACCCCUCACACCUCUAUAAUGUGCCAUUGCUGCCAAGCCCACACUGGACAGAAACCCCAUGUCAGGCCUUUACAAAGCUCAUGGGAUGGGUUUAAACACAACCUUUUUGUUUGAAUUCUGUUCUUACACUACUUUUUGGUGUAAUUUGUGGUUUAAAACUCGUUCAUCUUGAAUAACGGGUUGCAUUGUUAGUGAUAUAAAAGGUGAUUUGUUUUGGCUGAUCUUAAAAAGCUGAUAAGGCUGUAAUAACUAAAGUUCCUCAGGGGAAAAAAAAUCACUUGGUGUAUCAAAGAAUAUAAUGUCAGGAAUCCAAAUUUGUCAAGGAUAGCUUUCAUUUGAAGAGGAAAAACCCGUGUUGUUUCUUUCUGAUGCUUCUGUAAGUAUCUAAGAUUAGAUUAAUAUAAAACUUUAACAUGAAAUUUGACAAGGAGAAUCAGACUGUUCUAAGAACUUGGAUUUUUGCUUUAUUUUUGAUACACAUGUGAAGUAUGUGAGUAUUAUUUUUAUGUUGUAAAUAUUCACAAAAUAAAGAUUGAA
Molecule: messenger RNA, 1713 nt
Organism: Poecile atricapillus (Black-capped chickadee)
Lineage: Eukaryota; Metazoa; Chordata; Aves; Passeriformes; Paridae
Gene: MISO1
Product: chromosome 8 C3orf33 homolog
Exons: 5
Coding region: 93-833 (246 amino acids)
Source: RefSeq, a predicted model, not a curated record